UACAUGUCUCAGAUCGAAGUGUACAAUUCUGGCGAACGAAAGUACUCUCUCAUUCGAGGCCCGAGUGGUCCACUGGUAUAUCCCGCGGGCCACGUUCUAAUACAUCGGCUGCUGUAUUACCUGACGGAUGGCGGGAAGAACCAGAGACUUUUUCAGCAGAUAUACGCGAUCGUCGCACUAAGCAAACGGCUUCACUUGAUAUACGUGCUUUGCAUCUUCAAUGACUAUACAGGUAUGACAGCACAACUGCUUGUUCCCAUUAUUUUCACGGGUCCGGAGCAGUGUCUCAUAUUGCUUCAUCUUCCCGGGAUAUUCCUUAUUCUGGUGAAAGAUGCUAGGAUUUUACACACCCUUGGAUACAUUGCGACGGCCCUUGCUGUACAAAUAGUUGUGGCCAAACCCUUCUAG
Cantharellus anzutake is the source of this 408-nucleotide messenger RNA. RefSeq names its product ALG3 protein-domain-containing protein. NCBI's taxonomy places the organism in Eukaryota, Fungi, Basidiomycota, Agaricomycetes, Cantharellales, Hydnaceae. Gene Ontology annotation, molecular function: dol-P-Man:Man(5)GlcNAc(2)-PP-Dol alpha-1,3-mannosyltransferase activity. The transcript is spliced from 3 exons. Gene Ontology annotation, cellular component: endoplasmic reticulum. The record is from RefSeq and is a predicted model, not a curated record. The annotation marks the transcript as partial.